CGGCCAAGCUUAGACAGAUUUUCGUUCGGCUUACACGAGAGAAAUGGCAAAUACGAUGAAAACAUCGUUGUUCUCUUUCAAAGUUGGCAUGGUCUGCUUGCUUUUAUCAGCGUAUGGUUGUUCUGGGGACCUUUUUGGUUCUCUACGAUUUACCCGAAAAGCACUCUUUGGGUUUUCUCGAGUUGCUCCAAAUCCCGAAACUGAGCUACCUGUACCUGUUUUCAGUCUCGUUCGUUCUUUGGAAAGCGACUCCCCUACCAAAAGGCCUCAACAACGCACAAUUUACACGCCAUCUAACAAGUUCCUCGAAGUCAUCAGCGAGAUCCAGAAGGCUGUAGCGAACGCUGGUGCGAUGGGAAGUCAGUUGCAAUAUAGCAACCUCACUCUUGCUAAGUUAUCACAGCUUUUGGAAGAUGCAGUCAAGAGCAAAAGCUUCGAUUAUGGUAGAGAGGUACUCGGACGAAUAUUAUAUUUACUCAGCAAGUCUUCUAAGCGAAAAAAAAGAUCUCUCGAGAAUGAAGGAAAUCUCUUUCUUCGGAGACUUCGUCAGGGUCUAGGAAACGAGACAUUUGAUAGCUUUAUGGCAGUCGAAGGAAAUGUGUCUUUGGUGUUUGUUAUUGACGAUACCGGAAGUAUGGGUGAUACAAUAGAAGCCGUAAAAAAGAUAGCCACAGCUGUCAUCAAUUAUCCGCGUGAGGUGCCAGUGGAUUAUAUCCUAUCACCUUUCAAUGACCCUAUGUCAGACGCCGGAGAGGUGGUAUAUAAAGAAAGCAACCAAUCUUUAGAGUUUGUUGAUGCAAUAAAUGCCUUGACUGCACAUAGAGGGGGAGACUGCGCGGAAUAUACUUUAGCGGGUAUUGUAAAUGCUUUCGGGCAGGACCCUCUGUUCGGCUCUCCUAUGUACGUUUUUACUGACGCUGGCCCCAAAGACGCUACGGAGGAGAAAAUAGAAGAAGUGAAGAUUCUGGCAGAAAUGGAUGAUGUCACAAUACAUUUUCUGACUACAGGCGCCUGUGGGGGUAAGCUUCACCCAGCUUUUCGUGAACUUGCCGAGUUCACUUCGGGACAAGUCGUGCUGUUGAAAAGCGCAGAAGAACUGGAGAAACUUGCAAACGUUAUAAGAGGAGCCUUGGAAGGUACUACCAUCAUCAGCUUCGGAUCCAGCGUGUCCGGUAGAAAAAAAAGAACUUUCGGCGGGCUGCGUCGUUAUAGGUUCCCCGUGGAUGAUUCCAUCGAGACUGUAACAAUAUCAGUUAAAACGAAUCAGCCUGACACAAACGGCCGGGAUAUUACUUUGAGAAACCCCUCUGGGGCCAUCAUUACAGCACAGAAGGUCAACCUUUCUCAGCUUUGUUUCUACCAAAUUGCGAGCCCCCCAAAAGGUUAUUGGACUUUGGAGAUUACAACAGACACGACUGGGGAUCACGAGUUUUACGUCAAAUCAACCAGCAAGACAAACAUCAACUUCAAACACUAUUUUAUGAUUCCAGUGGGACGUCGUCGAAGGAAAAGCGAGGUGCCUUUUUCGAACCCUAUCGCACGAAAAUCAAACACGAUGGUGCUUACAUUACUGGCUCCUAAUGAUAAAGUCGACCCAGCCUCCCUUCGUUUACAGAUUGUCACCGCAUCUGGCUCUGUUGUUCGCAAUUUGAACCUUUCGUCGAAUGAUAACGUUCAUUAUGAAGUGAGUUUUACUCCACCAGCCACGGCCUUUAAACUCAAACUCCUUGGUGUUACUCAGAAAGGGUUUGCAUUUGAAAGACUGUCUCGUCGUUUCAUCCAACCAAGUAAUGCGUUUCUUAGGGGACGAUACGCAAGUAAUGACUUCACCCUGCCGUUGAACAGUCUUACUAUCAUCCAGUUUGAGAUCUGCAACUUUGGACCCAGUGAGCGUUUUGAAGUCUUGGUUAGGAAGGACUGGAUGAAUUACGUUUCACAGCCUAGUGCCGGUUCCCAGCGACCAACGUUGGUUGGCAAGGGUCGUUGUGUGGCUUUGUUCCUUCGCGCGAGGCCCACGCGCGUUGCAGAUGUGCACAAAACCAAUACAGUAAUUUUGAUCGUUAAAGGGCAGUCCUCUGGUAUUGUCCUAUCACGUUUAAUGAGGCUUUUUGUCGUCAAUCCAAAGAGGUCCUGAUCAGAGGCAUGAUUUCAUCUAUUUGCUUUCCCGAUUGAUAUCAAAGGACUAAUUAGACAGUAACGCUUAGAUUAUCUCAUAAGGAGUUGGUGAAGAAGUGGGUUGCAGUAAAUCUACUUUAAGACCCUCCCCCCUCCUCCCCUAUAAUCAAUAAUUCUCCGAUCCACCCCCCUGUGUAUUAAUCAACUUUACGUAGAUGUCAGAAUGACAACCUAAACAUAAAUGGCUUUUUGUUGAAGAGAGAAAAGUUUGGAAGUUUUUGUGUAAAAUACACAACAUUGAUCAAAACUAGGAAACAGAGAAAUAGAGAGAGGAAAAAGCUGAA
Molecule: messenger RNA, 2459 nt
Organism: Pocillopora damicornis (cauliflower coral)
Lineage: Eukaryota; Metazoa; Cnidaria; Anthozoa; Scleractinia; Pocilloporidae
Source: RefSeq, a predicted model, not a curated record